AUGGCUGCCGCUGCCGCUGCUUCCCCAGUCGGGCUUGGGAACACCGACAAAAGAACUCUUUCCAUCACGACGACACUCGGCAGAGAUUCCUCCAGCCCUGCCUCCACCCCCGCAUCUGCGGCCUCUCCGUCCAACGUCUCCACUCCCACAUCGUCAACCUCCGUGUCAGCGCCUCCCAUCGCCAUCCGCCCAAACGCACCCAACAGGCCACCCUCCAUCAAAGCCUCAACCCCUUUGAACAUGGCGUCGCCUGGAGUUAUGUCACCGGGCCCAGGGCAACAACCUAUGGCCAUGAGCAUGACCAGCAAGGAGUGGGUCAUUCCUCCCAGACCCAAGCCAGGUCGAAAACCUGCCACCGACACUCCACCAACCAAACGCAAAGCUCAAAACAGAGCUGCACAGAGGGCCUUUCGUGAGCGUAGGGCUGCUCGGGUUGGGGAGCUGGAGGAGCAAUUGGAUGAGCAGAAGGAAGAGCACGACCGGGUCGUCCAGGAAUUUCAGGAGCGUAUCAAUCACCUGGAGGCCGAGAGACAGACACUACGAUCUCGUUGCCAGUGGUUGCAGUCACAGCUUGACAAGGAGAGACAAGAACGCAACUCAAUGUUAUCAGCAUGGGAUUCUCAGUCACCUUCGUCAACUGGAAAUCAUGGACGUCUUCCGGCACCAAUACAGCCUCAAACGAAUCCACUUGCCAAUAUCUCACAGCCCAGACGACCUUUGCAGCCUGCUCCGCCGAAGAGCUCGGGGCCAAGUGCUGUGCCCAUUGCGGAACCCCGACCAACCACUCAACCAUUUUCCAUCUCCAACAUCAUCUCCCCUCCCGACGAAAUGAUGGCGCCUCUAGGGUGUGGUGGCUGUCAAGCAUUUGGGUCAUGUGCAUGUGCUGAAGCUGUGCUUCAAGACACCGACACAGCGAUGGGAUGUGGAAAAUGCACACUUGGGUCAAGCUGCGAAUGUUUGGAGGAAGCCCUCAGAAUGUCCGACCUCAAACGACCGCACUCACCAAGCUCACCACCUUCGGCACCCGAGGAGAAACGGCAUCGUUCGGAUGCUGGAAUACCUAUGGAAACAGACUUUACCGCCAUGUUUGCUAAGGACAACAGAAUGUCACUUCCAAUGGUCACCCAACCACCACCACAGUCUUUACAGCCCAUGAUGUCGCUUGAGGCUAGGGACUCGUGCGGCUUCUGCAAGGAUGGAACAUACUGCAUGUGUGCUGAGGCUCUCAUGAACCCCAUGUCCUUCCAACAACCACUACCAUCAGUUGCCGAGCAAACACAGACUCACACACCACCGCCAUCAGAGGACGAUGUCGUCCCAAUACCUAUGGAAGUGACCGCCACCGGUGCUAUCAAGCUUCCUGGUCCACGGGCAAACCAGAACCGCUCUUCUACCAACUCCAACGCCACCCAAGCCAAGCCCUCCGGGAGUCGGUGCGGCCCCAACGGCCCGGGUACCUGCGCUCAGUGUCUUUCCGAUCCCAAGUCAGGCCUCUUUUGUAGGUCCCUAGCAGCCAACUUUGAGAAGAACAACCCGGGAGCCAGCGGUGGUGGUGGGUGCUGCGGCGGUGCUGGACCAGGAGGUGGAUGUUGCAAGUCUGGCAACAGCGACGCUUCUCAAUCUGCCGCACCGCAGCCGCUUCCUCCUAUGCAGACUUCUGCGUCAGAGUCAGGUUUCCCUUUGGCGCUGUCUUGUGCUGAGGCGUAUAAGACGCUGGCUAGUCACAGGCAUUUUGAUCAGGCGGCGGAUGAGAUUGGGACUUGGCUGCCCAAGUUGAAGGCGCUGCCGGUUCCCAGGCCGGGGAGCGGUGGACAAGGGGGGGGGAGGAAUGGUGGGGGGCAGAGGUUGGCGCCUAUUGAGGUUGAGGCGGCGAGUAUUAUGAGUGUUUUGAAGGAUUUUGAUAUCAGGUUUGGGAGGGGGGAUUAA
Molecule: messenger RNA, 1926 nt
Organism: Podospora anserina S mat+
Lineage: Eukaryota; Fungi; Ascomycota; Sordariomycetes; Sordariales; Podosporaceae
Exons: 1
Coding region: 1-1926 (641 amino acids)
Cellular component (GO): nucleus; RNA polymerase II transcription regulator complex
Molecular function (GO): transcription cis-regulatory region binding; DNA-binding transcription activator activity, RNA polymerase II-specific
Source: RefSeq, a predicted model, not a curated record